AUGAUAAGCAUCACCCUCUUUCCCUGUGUUUCUACUAGAAAAAGGCCUUCCAUUCCAGAAUCAGGAUCCAAAGUACCACAUGACAUAAGACAGCGAUAUUUCAGUUUCUUUCUUGAAGAAUACUUCAAAAUUUGUAGCACAGCGAAUGAAGCUAUUGACAAGGCCCUGAUAGAAGAAAAAUCCAUUUAUGAUCGUUGUGGCAGUAAAAACAUGUACCUGAAUAUUGCUGUGAAGACCCUCAGAAAGCUCAGGGAUCAUGGGCAGCUUAGUGAUGGCAAGUCUGCGAGUGGAACUGGAUCCAUGAAGUCAGAAGAGAAGAAUGAUCUUACAGGUGCUGCUUUGUAUGAACUUUUAAAAGACUAUCUUCUGACUAAGGAACAGCUGAAUGAAAAUAACUUCCCUCAACCAAAUCCUGAAAAAAAUGGUAGUGCUGUAUUUAAUGGGAUUAUAAAAAAAGCUGUACGUGAUGCUUUCAGAAGGGUGUGCUCUAGGUGUGGCAAAGUAUACAUAGUUACUUCCUCAGGAAAACAUGCACGGAAAGAAGAAUGCAAUUACCAUUCCGGUAGAGUCUUAGAACAAAAAGGCAAGUAUCAUUGGUAUUUAGUCUUUGUGGAAGCCAUUAUAAGUUAUAACAUCUGUUAAAAGUGAACAUGAUGAGAGUAUGAAACUUUUUGCACAAGGCUCAACUAAGAUAAGUCCUGCUGUUCUCUUGGGAACAUUGCUAUCUGUGAAGCCUGUUUUCUCUGUGUAUGCUUUACCUUUGAGGAACUUGUCAUUAAUGAAACUCUGUGGGAAGAAGGUAGAAAAAUAUCCACUGUGUGGCCUUGCAAUGUGGACUUCUAAAUGAGCUUUGUCAUCUUUUCUGAGAGACCCCUUAAAUACUCGGAGGCUAUGCUAAAUAGAUACGUAAGGAGAACCUAGUUCUGUGUACUGCA
Molecule: messenger RNA, 935 nt
Organism: Dromaius novaehollandiae (emu)
Lineage: Eukaryota; Metazoa; Chordata; Aves; Casuariiformes; Dromaiidae
Product: RNA exonuclease 1 homolog
Exons: 6
Coding region: 1-642 (213 amino acids)
Cellular component (GO): nucleus
Molecular function (GO): exonuclease activity
Source: RefSeq, a predicted model, not a curated record